Nylanderia fulva is the source of this 1960-nucleotide messenger RNA. Its product is annotated as facilitated trehalose transporter Tret1. Lineage: Eukaryota; Metazoa; Arthropoda; Insecta; Hymenoptera; Formicidae. Gene Ontology annotation, molecular function: sugar transmembrane transporter activity. The record is from RefSeq and is a predicted model, not a curated record. Gene Ontology annotation, cellular component: membrane. Gene Ontology annotation, biological process: transmembrane transport; carbohydrate transport.
UGAUAUACGAUAGCCCCGGUAACGGAUCGUUCAUUUCGCCUCGCGUUGUCCGAAAUGUGGCUUGCGACUUUUUCCCGUCGUUAAUGUAUUUCGUGUUGCUUGGAGAGUCGAGAGAAGAAGGCGAGCGAAAACGUGUCAAGAGUGCUGGAACGAGAUUCCCAAGCGUUGAUCUUCGUGCUUCAGAAUCUUCAAAGGAGUAACCUGAUUCACGAAGAUGGAGGCUACCGGGAUGAUUAGUGGUACUCCUGCGCAUCAUCGGGAGGGCAAAAAGUUGUGGCAGUACCUCGCAUCCAUGUCCGCUUCCUUAAUGGCUGUCGGCGUCGGCACCGCUCUGGCCUGGACGUCUCCCGUUCUACCUCAGCUAUACGAACCGGAUUCAUGGCUGGUCAUUACCAAAGAACAAGGAUCCUGGGUUAGCUCAUUGCUGGCUCUGGGCGCGAUGCUGGGUGCCAUCCUGUCCGGACCAAUGGCCGACAAAGUUGGACGGAAAAAGUCGCUUCUUCUGCUGACCGCUCCAUUUCUUCUAUCCUGGCUGAUUAUUAUACUUGCCUUCAAGCUGUGGCUGAUCAACGUAGCCAGGUUUAUAGUGGGCGUCGGCGUCGGUGCGGCUUGCGUCCUCGUACCGACUUAUAUCUCGGAAAUUGCGGAGACUUCCACCCGAGGCACUCUCGGUGCUAUGUUCCAGCUGUUCCUCACGGUUGGAAUUUUGUUGGCCUUCAUACUUGGAGCGGUCUUAAGUUACACAGCGUUCGCUGUAAUCUGUGCUCUCAUAGAGAUCGCCUUUUUUGCUUCCUUUGUGUGGAUGCCAGAAUCACCUGUUUGGCUAGUGAACAAAAAACUGAAACCGGAAGCUACGCAUGCAAUGGUAAUCUUCCGAGGAGAGUCUUACGAUCCAUCCGAGGAACUCGCGGAGAUGCAACGGGAGGCUGAGCAGGCAGCGUCGAAGAAAUCGAGCAUAUUUGAUCUUGUGCGAACGCGGGCAGCCAAAAAAGCUUUGCUCGCUUCGUUGGGCGGCAUGCUCUUUCAGCAAUUGUCCGGAAUAAACGCAGUAAUCUUUUAUACCGUUACCAUUUUUCAGGCAUCCGGCAGCUCGAUGUCGCCGGAACUCGCCUCUAUUGUCGUAGCAGUUGUUCAGGUUGUGAUGUCAGGUGUAGCAGCUGUAAUUGUAGAUCGUGCUGGAAGGAAGCCACUGCUUAUAUUUUCCUCAAGUGUUAUGGCAGUCAGUCUUGUAGCUCUUGGUCUUUACUUCAAUAUUAAGGCAAACGAAAAUGACGUCAGCAAUUUAGGCUGGUUACCGCUCACAUCUCUGACAUUAUUUAUGAUCUCCUUCUCUAUUGGGAUGGGUCCGAUACCAUGGAUGCUGAUGGGCGAACUAUUUCCUGCAGAGACCAAAGCGGUCGCUUCCGGUAUCGCUGUGAUGCUGAAUUGGUUCCUCGUGUUCUUGGUGACGAAAACUUUUCCGAUGAUGAACGAUGAAUUAGGUGCGGAUGCGACUUUUUGGAUUUUUGCUGGAAUUAUGGUGGUCGGAACUGUGUUCAUAUACUUCUUUAUACCGGAAACUAAGGGAAAAUCCUCUCAAGAGAUUCAGGAGGAGCUACAAGGCAACGCUCGAUUCUAGAUGACAAAUACCUGAAUUGCAUUGAUAAACGCGAAAAUUCGCACUGACGUAUUUUACUACGACUGUCGAUUCAACAAUAGUAUCCAUCAAAACGUAAAUAAUUUAAAAUGUUGUUUAUUAUCUAGUUAAAUUGCAGAUAUAAGAAGAUCUUGAUAUAACGUGAUGAAAUAUGCAUAAACGAACAAAAAAGAGAAACAAAUUGAAAAAUAAAUAUCAAGUUGUAAGAAGAAAAUGGAUAAACACACCUCACAAUUUACAACUUCAUAAUUUAUCACCCUUUUUGUUACGUAGUUCAUAAGUUUAACUCAUUUACAAUAUUUAAAUAUAUUGCCAUAAAUCUUU